UCUCAACUUCACCCAGGCCCAGGUGUUCCAGUUUCGUUUGAAGUGCUUCUCUCCGAGGAUUAGCCCCUGAAAUAAGUCCAUAUCAAAACAAUCAUGCUGACCGCCUGCCAAGUAACGCUGCUCGCUGGAUGCCUAAUUCUGGCUAUGAGUUCGGUACGGGCUCAGUUCUUCUACCACCAGGGAUUGGGUCUGCCCGUUGCGCACUCAUAUGAACCGGCCAAUCCGUACCAAGGAUAUGCCACAGCCGAUGCCCAUCCUUCGGUGGUCCGAAAUGCCCAGUGGGAGUCAGAGUUACCAGCUGAACUAUCAAAAAGUGCGAGAUUCUAUAAUAAUCCCGUGAUCGCCGCCAAUCUGGCCAAGGAAUCCCUUCUGACGAAGAAGGAAAAUGCCGUCGUGCAUCGUGAAGCUGAGAAAAUUCCACGGGAACAGGUCUACAAGCUGUUCAAGAACGCUGGCUAUCUGAAUCGCAGAUAGAAAUCUAAAACCUGCCGUCGUACCCAGAUUAGUUCCGUUUCCCACGUGCCUUGUUGUAUUUUAGCUUGUAAAUUGUUAAUAUAUUGUACAUACAUAUUAAAUGAUUUCUCUAUAAA
Molecule: messenger RNA, 590 nt
Organism: Drosophila eugracilis
Lineage: Eukaryota; Metazoa; Arthropoda; Insecta; Diptera; Drosophilidae
Exons: 2
Coding region: 94-474 (126 amino acids)
Source: RefSeq, a predicted model, not a curated record